CAGACCGAGCCCGGACCAGUCGGGGGGCGUCGCGAUGCUGCUGCGCCUGCUGCUGGCCUGGGCGGCUGCGGUGCCCACACUGGGCCAGGGUCCCUGGGCCACCGGGCCCCACGCCGCCUGUGGCCCGGACAGCUGCUAUGCGCUCUUCCCACGGCGCUGCACCUUCCUGGAAGCCUGGCGGGCCUGCCGAGAGUUAGGGGGUGACCUGGCCACACCGCGAACCCCUGAGGAGGCCCAGCGCGUGGACAGCCUGGUGGGUGCCGGCCCAGCUGGCCAGCUGCUGUGGAUCGGGCUGCAGCGGCAGGCCCGGCAAUGCCAGCCGCAGCGCCCACUGCGCGGCUUCACAUGGACCACGGGAGACCAGGACACAGACUUCACCAACUGGGCCCAGCCUGCCACAGGCGGGCCCUGCCCGGCCCAGCGCUGUGUGGCCCUUGAGGCAAACGGCGAGCAUCGCUGGCUUGAGGGUUCUUGCACGCUGGCUGUCGAUGGCUACCUGUGUCAGUUCGGCUUUGAGGGCUCCUGCCCAGCGCUGCCAGAGGAGGCUGGCCAGGCGGGCCCAGCCGUCUACACCACGCCCUUUCACCUGGUCUCCACCGAGUUUGAGUGGCUGCCCUUCGGCUCCGUGGCCGCUGUGCCCUGCCAGGCUGGCCGAGAAGCCUCUCUGCUCUGCGUGAAGCAGCCUGGGGGCGGUGUGCGCUGGUCACGAGCUGGGCCCUUGUGCCCCGGGACCAGCUGCGGCCCGGACAACGGGGGCUGUGAGCACGAGUGUGUGGAAGAGGUGGAUGGUCGUACGUCCUGUCGCUGCGCUGAAGGCUUCCAGCUGGCAGCAGACGGGCACAGCUGUGAGGACCCCUGUGCCCAUGCCCCAUGUGAGCAGCAGUGUGAGCCCGGGGGGCCACAGGGCUACAGCUGCCACUGUCACCUGGGUUUCCGGCCCGCCGAUGAUGACCCCCACCGCUGCGUGGACACAGAUGAGUGCCAGGUCAUCGGCGUGUGCCAGCAGAUGUGUGUCAACUAUGUCGGAGGUUUUGAGUGCUACUGCAGCGAGGGCCACGAGCUGGAGGCCGAUGGCAUCAGCUGCAGCCCCGCGGGAGACAUCGGUGCCCAGGCUUCCCAGGACAUUGAGGACGAGUUGCUGGAUGAUAGAGAGGAUGAAGAGGAUGAAGAGGAUGAAGAGGUUGAAGAGGAUGAGGAGGAUGAGGAGGAUGAAGAGGCUGAAGGUGAGAAAAGGGGAAACAUCAAUGGUGACUGGACAGGGAUGCCUGGGACCCCACGGAGGAAGGCCAUGCACCCGCCUGACUUUGGCCUGGCCUAUAGACCUAGCUUCCCAGAGGAUGGAGAGCCGCAGAUGCCCUACCUGGACCCCACCUGGCCACCCCCUCUCAGUGCCCCCAGGGCCCCCUAUCAUUCCUCAGUGCUCUCUGUCACCCGGCCCGUGGUGGUCUCUGCCACACGCCCCACGCUGCCUUCUGCCCGCCAACCUACUAUUAUUUCUGCCAUACGCCGACCCUUGGCCCCUGCCCCUCAGCCCCCCAGGAUCUCUGCCAUGCACCCAGCUUUGCCGCCUGACCACCAGUUCCCCACGAUCGCAGCCAAUUAUCCCGACCUGCCCUCUGUCCACAAGCCUCUCAUUAUCUCUGCCACUCGCCCAGCACGGCCCCCUGCCCACCUGCCCCCAGUGAGCUCAGCCAGACACCCCGAGCUGUCCACUGCUCACCAGUCCCCCAUGUUUCCAGAAACCCAAGUGGCUGAUACUCAGAACACCACUCCUUUGCUUCGAAUCCCAGCAAACCACACCCUUCUGGGCACCCCCUCCAGCGCCCAUCACCCCCCCGUGACUCCAGAUGUCCCAGUCCUCAAAUCCCAGGCCACCCACCUUCCCAUAACGUCGCCUGCCCAGCCGCCUCCGAUCACGACCUCCAGGUUCCCUCUGCCCACUGCCCAUCAGGCCCGUGCGCCUGCCGCCGCCCAGCCCCCAGUCCCCCACACUCGCCUGCCCCCGCAGACCUCCGCGAACCGGGCCGCUCCCGCCAGCCCCACACACGCCUAUUCUAAAGCCCCACAAGUCCCAAGAGAAGAUGCCCCUGAUCCCAAGCUGACCCCAUGGCUGUCCUCAGCAGUCCCCUCCGCAGUCCCAACAGCCCUGGGGGAGGCCAGUACUGCGGGCCGAAGCCGGAGAGAUGACCGGUGGCUGCUGGUGGCACUUCUAGUUCCUACAUGUGUCUUCUUGGUGGUCCUACUAGCACUGGGCAUUGUGUACUGCACCCGCUGCGGCCCCCACGCGCCCAACAAGCGCAUUACGGACUGCUAUCGCUGGGUCACCCAUGCUGGGAACAAGGGCCCAACGGAACCCAUGCCCCACCGGGGCAGCCUCACAGGGGUGCAGACCUGCAGAACCAGCGUGUGAUGAGAUGCAGCACACCACUCCAUGGGGUGGGGGAAGGGGCAUGCAUUGGACACAUGGCCGAGGCUGCACCAGUGACCCAUGCAGG
Pteronotus mesoamericanus is the source of this 2495-nucleotide messenger RNA. RefSeq names its product CD248 molecule (gene CD248). Gene Ontology annotation, molecular function: extracellular matrix protein binding; calcium ion binding; extracellular matrix binding. The record is from RefSeq and is a predicted model, not a curated record. Gene Ontology annotation, biological process: cell migration. Bases 35 to 2410 code for a protein of 791 amino acids. The transcript has a single exon. Gene Ontology annotation, cellular component: external side of plasma membrane; extracellular matrix. Lineage: Eukaryota; Metazoa; Chordata; Mammalia; Chiroptera; Mormoopidae.